CGGACUCCGACUCUGAUUUACAGCCUAAACCGUCGAGUAUUCAGAUCCCACUCACAGAAACAUGCCUGCACCCACAGCUUUACGGCAAAAUGCCGAAGUAGAAAUGACAGAGACGCUUGUUGCGCCUACUAUGUCAGAGCAAGAUGAGGAAAUCUUGAUCGACGCCCAAACGUCGGCAGAUCAGGUCUCUGCAGGACUCGCACCUGAGAUUGAGCCCACUCAAGACAGCGAUAUGCGUAUCGAUGAAGAGGGACGGCCCCUCUUCACGCCAGCCAAAGACACUAGCAGAGUAUAUCGAGUUGAAAGCAGGAAGGUUCCUGUACCGCCGCAUAGGAUGACUCCAUUGAAGGCUAGCUGGGCACGCAUCUAUCCGCCGCUUGUCGAACAUCUCAAACUUCAAGUGCGCAUGAACAUCAAGAAUCGAGCUGUGGAAUUACGUACGUCACGAUUCACGACCGAUACGGAAGCCCUGCAGAAGGGUGAGGAUUUCGUCAAAGCUUUUACUCUUGGAUUCGAUGUCGACGACGCUAUCGCACUUCUCAGGUUGGAUGAUCUUUACAUACGUUCAUUUGAGAUUCGGGAUAUCAAAGCCCUCAACGGAGAGCACCUUAGUCGUGCAAUUGGACGUUGUGCUGGUAAAGAUGGGCGAACAAAGUUUGCGAUAGAGAACGCUACUCGGACAAGAAUCGUCAUUGCAGACCAGAAGAUUCACCUGCUAGGCGCAGUGAAGAAUGUCGACUGUGCCCAACAGGCCAUUGUUAGCUUGAUUCUUGGCAGUCCACCGGGCAAAGUGUAUGGGAACCUUCGUAAGGUGGCUUCUCGCAUGAAGGAGCGUUUUUAGGGGGAAAAAAACCAAUCGUCAGCAUCAUGGGAACUACGGCCUCUGCCUCUACCAGAGUUUUGUUUCUUUUCUUUUUCUUUUUAUGACAUGGUAUCGGCGUUAGGGGUUGUGGCAUAUGAUCUGGAUAGAGUAUAAUGGAUAUGACGACACAGAAACGAGGGAAGGAAUAUUCCACUGGAUAUUUUAUCUAUUCAUAUUCAGAAAAUCAUCGCAAGAGU
Messenger RNA from Aspergillus costaricaensis CBS 115574, 1059 nucleotides. RefSeq names its product pre-rRNA-processing protein PNO1. The transcript has 3 exons. The record is from RefSeq and is a predicted model, not a curated record. Bases 62 to 841 code for a protein of 259 amino acids. Lineage: Eukaryota; Fungi; Ascomycota; Eurotiomycetes; Eurotiales; Aspergillaceae. Gene Ontology annotation, cellular component: nucleolus. Gene Ontology annotation, molecular function: RNA binding.